Molecule: messenger RNA, 766 nt
Organism: Coregonus clupeaformis (lake whitefish)
Lineage: Eukaryota; Metazoa; Chordata; Actinopteri; Salmoniformes; Salmonidae
Product: BRD4-interacting chromatin-remodeling complex-associated protein-like
Exons: 2
Coding region: 170-721 (183 amino acids)
Biological process (GO): positive regulation of DNA-templated transcription
Cellular component (GO): SWI/SNF complex
Source: RefSeq, a predicted model, not a curated record
CCUACCCUGCAUCUCUCCACUUCAGUCACUAUGGAUUAUGAUAGGUUGCCUACUAUGCAUCCCCUAGAUCAGUGGUUCCCAAAAGGUGGGUCACCAAGGGGAUAACUCCCAGGCUGAAAGCAGGGCUUUCUUCACCUGGUUCAGUUAACCAACCCACAUCCUCUUCAAAAUGAUUCAAUCCAGCAUUUUGACAUGUACAAUGGGCCUUUGCCUGAGUGGAAGAAAGCAGGUCUGCUGCAGGGACAGGGGGUUGGUCUCAGUGCAGGGUUCACCCCCUCUUUUGUUGUGGACACACAGGUGGGCACUGGGUCCACUGCCCCCCUCCAUAACAGUAGAAUCCAGCCUGGGCCUAGCACAUCCCAGGGGCUGUUCAGGCCUGGCAUGCCCCAACUCAACACUGUGUACACAGUCAACAGUAAGGGCCUACAGCGUCUCUCCUCCACUGAUACCAGACACAGCCCCCAGGAGGUCACAGUCAACCACACCAGCCACAUUGGCCAGAAGAGACCCACCAGCAGCCCCCAGAGUUAGGAUCCUCCAACAGAUAGAGCUGGACCAUGCCAGAGUCCUGGACCCAGACCUGUCCCCCUUCACCUCUCUGGAGGAUGCUGCCCACCGCCUUCUACCUUACCAUGGCUUCCAGACCAAGCUACCUACACAGGAGGAGCUAUGGAGAGUGGAUGAGGAGUUUGAAGCAGAGGCCACUGAGGUCAUGAUGUGAAAGGAAGCUAUGAUGAACAAGCACCAGGGUCUCAUGCUGGAGGAG